Cebus imitator (Panamanian white-faced capuchin) is the source of this 6853-nucleotide messenger RNA. RefSeq names its product RIC1 homolog, RAB6A GEF complex partner 1 (gene RIC1). Bases 294 to 4547 code for a protein of 1417 amino acids. Lineage: Eukaryota; Metazoa; Chordata; Mammalia; Primates; Cebidae. The transcript has 25 exons. The record is from RefSeq and is a predicted model, not a curated record. Gene Ontology annotation, biological process: intracellular protein transport; retrograde transport, endosome to Golgi. Gene Ontology annotation, cellular component: Ric1-Rgp1 guanyl-nucleotide exchange factor complex; Golgi membrane; cytosol.
AGGGGCGGGGCCGAGGCGGGCCUCCGCGCUCCUCCCGCCCUCUCUGUGUCCGGACUCACCCUCCCCUUCCCUCCCCCACACUCGGCCCCGUCAGCGCCGGGGUGCCUUCGUCGCACAGCAUCGCGUCGGCCCGGUCCGGCCAGGCCAGCGGGCAGAUGCCCGGAGCUGCCGCCGCCGCGGCCGCCCACUCGGCCGGUGGCGGUGUGGGAGGCGGGCGCCCAGCCCGGGGCCGCUGAGUGUGACGAACGCGGCCAGGGACCCUGGGCCCCGGCGCCGGUGGCUCCGUGCGGACCAUGUAUUUUCUGAGCGGCUGGCCCAAGAGGCUGCUUUGCCCUCUGGGGAGCCCGGCCGAGGCGCCUUUCCACAUUCAGUCCGACCCGCAGAGGGCUUUCUUCGCCGUGCUGGCCGCGGCCCGCCUCAGCAUCUGGUACAGCCGACCUAGUGUGUUAAUUGUAACCUACAAGGAGCCUGCAAAAUCAUCUACUCAGUUUGGAUCCUACAAGCAAGCUGAAUGGAGGCCAGAUAGUACCAUGAUAGCUGUAUCAACAGCAAAUGGAUACAUCUUGUUUUUUCAUAUUACAUCUACAAGAGGGGACAAGUACCUUUACGAACCAGUGUAUCCCAAAGGAAGUCCACAAAUGAAAGGGACACCCCAUUUUAAGGAAGAACAGUGUGCUCCAGCAUUAAAUUUAGAGAUGAGGAAAAUACUGGAUUUACAAGCAUCCAUCAUGAGUUUGCAGUCUGUGUUGGAAGAUCUCCUGGUUGCUACUUCUGAUGGACUUCUUCAUCUUAUUCACUGGGAAGGAAUAACAAAUGGAAGGAAAGCCAUUAAUCUUUGCACAGUACCCUUUUCUGUAGACCUGCAGUCAUCUAGAGUAGGUUCAUUCCUGGGCUUCACAGAUGUACACAUCAGAGACAUGGAAUACUGUGCCACACUUGAUGGGUUUGCUGUUGUAUUUAAUGAUGGUAAAGUUGGAUUUAUUACACCAGUGUCAAGUAGAUUUACUGCAGAGCAGCUUCAUGGAGUUUGGCCACAAGAUGUUGUUGAUGGAACAUGUGUAGCAGUAAAUAACAAGUAUCGACUAAUGGCAUUUGGCUGUGUGAGAAAAAAAAACAAAACUAUUUUUGAAUUUCUGAAGCAACUAUUUAUUUUUAACUCUUCUUACUAUUUCCUAACAGACAUUUGGAAUAAAACAGGAGCUGUUAAAUUGAUGAGGUGGUCUCCUGACAAUAGUGUUGUAAUAGUUACCUGGGAAUAUGGAGGCCUUUCUUUAUGGAGUGUGUUUGGAGCACAGCUGAUUUGUACACUUGGAGGAGAUUUUGCUUAUAGGUCUGAUGGCACCAAAAAGGAGCCCCUUAAGAUCAACUCCAUGAGCUGGGGUGCAGAAGGCUAUCACCUAUGGGUAAUCAGUGGAUUUGGCUCUCAAAACACUGAAAUUGAGUCUGACCUCAGGAGUGUAGUAAAACAGCCCAGCAUCCUGUUAUUUCAGUUUAUUAAAAGUGUACUCACCGUAAACCCUUGUAUGAGUAACCAAGAGCAGGUAUUGCUUCAGGGCGAGGAUCGCUUGUACUUGAACUGUGGAGAGGCUUCACAAACCCAGAAUCCCAGGAGUUCUUCAACACACUCUGAGCGUAAGCCCAGUCGAGAAAAGAGCCCAUUUUCAAAUGGAGGUUUAGAGUCUCAGGGAUUAAGCACUUUACUUGGACAUCGGCAUUGGCAUGUUGUACAGAUUUCCAGCACCUAUCUAGAGAGCAAUUGGCCUAUACGGUUUUCAGCUAUUGAUAAGCUUGGACAGAAUAUUGCUGUGGUUGGCAAGUUUGGUUUUGCACAUUACUCUUUACUCACCAAAAAAUGGAAACUUUUUGGAAACAUUACCCAGGAGCAAAAUAUGAUUGUGACAGGUGGCUUAGCCUGGUGGAAUGAUUUUAUGGUCCUUGCAUGUUAUAACAUAAAUGACCAUCAAGAAGAGCUUAGAGUAUACUUGCGAACAUCAAAUCUGGACAAUGCCUUUGCUCAUGUCAUCAAAGCACAAGCAGAAACAUUACUGCUUAGUGUCUUCCAGGACAUGGUAAUAGUAUUUAGAGCAGACUGUUCAAUAUGCCUUUACAGUAUUGAAAGAAAAUCUGAUGGUCCAAAUACUACUGCUGGUAUUCAAGUUCUUCAGGAGGUUUCCAUGUCACGCUACAUUCCUCACCCUUUCCUGGUAGUAUCUGUCACUCUGACAUCAGUGAGUACAGAAAAUGGAAUCACCUUGAAAAUGCCACAGCAGGCUCGUGGUGCAGAGAGUAUUAUGUUAAACCUAGCAGGACAGCUCAUCAUGAUGCAGAGGGACAGGUCAGGCCCACAGAUCCGGGAGAAGGACAGUAGCCCUAACCAAAGGAAAAUUCUGCCAUUCUGUCCUCCUGUUGUACUAGCCCAGUCUGUUGAAAAUGUCUGGACAACGUGUCGAGCAAAUAAACAGAAACGUCACCUUCUAGAGGCCCUCUGGCUGAGCUGUGGUGGUGCAGGGAUGAAAGUUUGGCUCCCUCUAUUCCCGAGGGAUCAUCGCAAGCCCCAUUCUUUCUUGUCCCAGCGGAUCAUGCUGCCUUUCCACAUCAACAUUUACCCCCUAGCUGUUCUGUUUGAAGAUGCUUUAGUCCUUGGUGCUGUCAAUGACACUUUGCUCUAUGAUUCUUUGUAUACUCGGAACAAUGCUAGAGAACAGCUGGAGGUGCUCUUCCCUUUCUGUGUUGUGGAGAGAACCUCUCAGAUCUACCUCCACCACAUUCUACGUCAACUUCUGGUCAGAAACCUUGGGGAGCAAGCCUUGCUCUUGGCCCAGUCCUGUGCCGCAUUACCUUACUUCCCUCAUGUGCUGGAGCUCAUGCUCCAUGAAGUACUGGAAGAAGAAGCUACCUCACGGGAGCCCAUUCCCGACCCUCUCCUUCCCACUGUGGCAAAAUUUAUCACCGAGUUCCCCCUCUUCCUGCAGACAGUUGUCCAUUGUGCCAGGAAGACUGAAUAUGCCCUGUGGAAUUACCUUUUUGCAGCUGUUGGAAACCCUAAGGACUUGUUUGAGGAAUGUUUGAUGGCUCAGGAUUUGGACACAGCUGCCUCUUACCUUAUUAUCUUACAGAAUAUGGAAGUCCCUGCAGUAAGUAGGCAACAUGCCACCCUUCUAUUCAAUACAGCAUUAGAACAAGGCAAGUGGGACCUUUGUCGACACAUGAUUCGAUUUCUUAAAGCCAUUGGCUCUGGAGAAUCUGAGACACCUCCAUCCACACCCACAGCUCAGGAACCCAGUUCAAGUGGUGGAUUUGAGUUCUUCAGGAAUCGAAGCAUCAGUUUAUCCCAGUCAGCUGAAAAUGUUCCUCCCGGUAAAUUCAGUUUACAGAAAACACUAAGCAUGCCAUCUGGUCCCUCUGGAAAAAGAUGGAGCAAAGACAGUGACUGUGCUGAGAACAUGUAUAUUGACAUGAUGCUGUGGAGACAUGCUCGGCGCCUCUUAGAAGACGUGAGGUUAAAGGACCUUGGCUGCUUUGCAGCUCAGCUGGGCUUUGAACUAAUUAGUUGGCUUUGCAAGGAACGUACCCGAGCUGCCCGGGUAGACAACUUUGUAAUAGCCCUGAAGAGACUCCACAAAGAUUUCCUGUGGCCACUUCCAAUUAUCCCAGCCUCUUCUAUCAAUUCUCCUUUCAAAAAUGGAAAAUAUCGAACUGUGGGAGAGCAGCUGUUAAAGUCUCAGUCAGCUGACCCAUUUUUAAACCUUGAGAUGGAUGCUGGCAUCUCCAACAUCCAGCGAAGUCAGAGCUGGCUCAGCAACAUUGGCCCCACACAUCAUGAGACAGACACAGCUUCAUCCCAUGGACCACAAAUGCAAGAUGCCUUCCUGUCACCUUUAUCUAAUAAAGGUGAUGAAUGCAGUAUUGGUUCAGCCACAGACUUGACCGAAAGUAGCUCCAUGGUGGAUGGAGAUUGGACAGUGGUGGAUGAAAAUUUCUCUACACUCAGUUUAACUCAGUCAGAGCUGGAGCACAUUUCCAUGGAGUUGGCCAGUAAAGGGCCUCAUAAAUCCCAGGUCCAGCUUCGGUAUUUGCUACAUAUUUUCAUGGAGGCAGGGUGCCUGGACUGGUGCAUUGUUAUAGGCCUGAUUCUUAGAGAAUCCUCAGUAAUCAAUCAGAUUUUGGUUAUUACACAGUCUUCAGAGGUAGAUGGAGAGAUGUUACAGAACAUAAAGACAGGGCUACAUGCAGUGGACCGAUGGGCAUCUACAGACUGUCCUGGAUAUAAGCCAUUUUUAAACAUCAUUAAGCCACAACUGCAGAAGCUCAGUGAGAUAACAGAAGAGCAGGUCCAGCCAGAUGCCUUCCAGCCAAUAACUGUGGGUAAGACUCCUGAACAGAGUAGCCCCCGGGCAGAGGAGAGCAGGGGCUCCUCCAGCCAUGGAAGCAUCCCCCAGGGUGAAGUCGGGAGUAGCAGUAUGGUCAGCCGGAAAGAGGAGGACACAGCUGAAGCAGAGGAGGAAGAACCUUUUCAGGAUGGGACUUACGACUGUUCUGUGUCCUAACAACAGUGAGGUUCCCAUCACAAUGGGGCAGUAUUAAUUAGCAGCAGCAUGCAACUCUACGUUGUAACCUAGUUGGCUGAUUUAACAGGAGAACUCAGUUCAGAGACUCUUUGGUAAAGUAUUACUAGAUUUUAACUAAUUCUUGUCUAAGAAAUCUUUUUGACUCCAUAAAAAUGUGAUAUAAAGCAUCUUUCAUAAAAAAUUUUUAAGCUGCAGUGAAAAGUAAAUAUUGUACAGAUGUACAUGGGAAUAUUUUGGUUUUACUCAGAGGUUGGUAGCUCUUAAACCAUAGGAAUUGUUUUGUCCUAGGUGAGCUUACUUUUUCACUACUUACAGCUUCUUAUGUUUCCUGGUUCUGCAUAUGUCCAGACUGCUUUUUUAAAAAAAUGCUAAGGUGCUUGCUGUAGUUUAUCAGGUACUUAAGCUACCUACCUGUUUGCUCCCUUGGAUAGAGCUCGCUGGACUCCUUAAACAGUCCUCCUGAAUAGAUAUCUACCCUGGAGCACAGUAUGUGCCAGUGUGAUAGAAACAUUCUCCUUGGCUUUACUAGCCCCUUAAAUCCCAGUCCAGAAUUGAUGGAAGCUAUUGACCUGUGAGUUGAUGUGCUUGUUUUAGCAAGCUUGAUUCCCAUUAGAUCAGUGUGGGCACAGGUCUGUGGGAUUCUUCUCAAUUAUGCUGUUAGAUACCACUAAACAAUUUUAUAUUAAGGAACAGUAUCUUUUUGUGAAUACUCUUGUGUAGAUAUACCCAAAGGCACUGUUCAUAUUUUUAGGGCUUGUAUUGUAAUUUGUAAGCUUUUAAUGCUGGAUUCUGCAUGUCUACAAAGAUAGAGCUUGCUCCUCUUUGCAAGUUGAGGAAGACAGAUUUUUUUGGGUUGGUCAUGAAGUAAUAGAAAUGAUCACACUGAUCAUGAAAUGCAGCAGGUUUUGUGCAAAUUAAUGUAGUUUUAUUUAUUGCUUUUGUAAAUUGAAUAAAGAUGGACUUCUAUGUAAAUAGACUGCUGAAUCCUGUAUUAUCACAGCUACUAAAAAUUAGUAUGUAAAGAAUGCAUUCUUCAUUGUAAACUUAAAAUAUUUUAUGUACUUCUAGAAAUGACUUAAAUUUGUUUUCAUACAUUAUGAAAACAGAACUGCAUACUCCUUAAUUGCUUUAGACUAAACACACACAUCCACUGUAUGUAAUUCUAAUUAACUUAUAACAGUAUUAAUUUAGACAGCUUGUUUGUACUGUGCAAUUUGAACAAGGAAUGCAAUGUUAUUUUUUACAAAAAACUUGUUUAUUUUUAUAAUAACGAUGUAUUCGAUGUGGACCAAAUUCGUACCACUAUCUAAAACAACCCCUUUUUUCAUAGUGCAAUUGUAGUUUAGAAACAAAACUUGGUCCUGUCUCCUUGCUUUUUAAAGUAAAUGGCUAGAUUUAGUUGUCUUGACCAGGUUUCCUUUGAAGAAAAACUCAAAACCGUUUUGAAACUGCUUAGUUCAGAAUUCUUCAAAGUAUUUAAAAUUACUGAGUUGGGUAAUAUCCUGUCAUUUACUUUUACAUUACAAGUGCAAUAAUUUCACAAAAUAAAACUCCCAAAUGGGUGGAGUAUGUGAUUAUUGGUACCUGGUCCUUCUGGUGCUAUUUUUAUUUAAGUUUUUGUUUCAAACCACCUUUCCCUGAAUCUUAAGAUAAUGUUUUGCAUGUGAGUACAUGCAGCCCAGCCAGAAACUGAACUCUCUUCUCCUGUUGUAGUCCAUUAAGGAGAAGAACCAGCAUUGCUUUUGUGUUUGGUGUGAAUAUUCAGUCAAUAAAAAUGAUUUACCAUUAUAAAGAGCUGUGAUCUUCUCAAAUAUCUUAAAUAAAACACUGUGCUACUGAGUUCAUCUCACAUUCUUGAAAGCAGGGCACCAGUAAGUUAACUGUAUUCCUGUGGGUUAGGCCAUGAAUCUUUUUUUUUUAAAUAAAAUAUUCCUUUUUCAACUAAUAGAAAUAGGUCCCACAGCAAGAAAUUUGGCAGGUUUACAGAAAAUUUGGUAAUUUAUUUGUUACAUAAUUUAAUUUUUACAACUCCAUUUUUAUUUUGUUGUGUUGCUUGGUUCACAUAUCAACUGUUUAAGCCAUAAUUUUAGCCAAUGAAUUUAAAUAUUCAGUAUAAUUAUUUGAGGUUUACUAGAUGCAUUUAUUAAUAAGUUAUUUGCUGAAACCAAAACAGGAAGUCAUUGGGGUAUGGGAAUAAAAUCAACCUUUGCUUUGUAAUUAAAGUUGCUGCUAUUUCUGUAAUGUGUAUUUUUCCCCACUUUGUAAAGGGCAAUAAAACCAUUACA